UUGGUUUCGUUUCUGCACCUACUGGAAUUAGUGUCGACGGUCAAAAUGGGAGUCCCCAAGUUUUACCGAUGGAUCUCGGAGCGGUAUCCCUGCCUCAGCGAAGUGGUGAAGGAGCAUCAGAUUCCAGAAUUUGAUAAUUUGUACCUGGAUAUGAAUGGAAUUAUUCAUCAGUGUUCCCAUCCAAAUGAUGAUGAUGUUCACUUCAGAAUUUCAGAUGACAAAAUCUUUACUGACAUUUUUCACUACUUGGAGGUGUUAUUUCGAAUUAUUAAACCUAGGAAAGUGUUCUUUAUGGCUGUUGAUGGUGUGGCUCCUCGAGCAAAAAUGAACCAGCAACGUGGAAGGCGUUUUAGGUCAGCCAAGGAGGCAGAAGACAAAAUUAAAAAAGCAAUUGAAAAGGGAGAAACGCUUCCUGCAGAAGCCAGAUUUGAUUCUAACUGUAUCACACCAGGGACUGAAUUCAUGGCCAGGUUGCAUGAACAUCUGAAGUAUUUUGUAAAUAUGAAAAUUUCCACUGACAAAUCAUGGCAAGGUGUUACCAUCUACUUCUCAGGCCAUGAGACUCCUGGAGAAGGAGAACAUAAAAUCAUGGAAUUUAUCAGAUCAGAGAAAGCAAAGCCAGAUCAUGAUCCAAACACCAGACACUGUCUUUAUGGCUUAGAUGCUGACUUGAUCAUGCUUGGAUUAACAAGUCAUGAGGCACAUUUUUCUCUCUUAAGAGAAGAAGUUCGGUUUGGUGGAAAAAAAACACAAAGGGUAUGUGCACCAGAAGAAACGACAUUUCACCUCCUACACUUGUCUUUAAUGAGAGAGUAUAUUGAUUAUGAAUUUUCAGCAUUAAAAGAAAAGAUCACAUUUGAAUAUGAUAUUGAAAAAAUCAUAGAUGAUUGGAUUUUGAUGGGAUUUCUUGUUGGCAAUGAUUUUAUCCCUCAUCUACCUCAUUUACAUAUUAAUCAUGAUGCAUUGCCUCUUCUUUAUGGAACAUACAUUGCCAUCCUGCCAGAGCUUGGAGGUUACAUUAAUGAAAGUGGACAUCUCAACUUACCUCGAUUUGAGAAAUACCUUGUGAAACUAUCAGAUUUUGAUCGAGAGCACUUCAGUGAAGUUUUUGUGGACCUUAAGUGGUUUGAAAGCAAAGUUGGUAACAAGUAUCUCAAUGAAGCAGCAGGUGCAGCAGCCGAAGAAGCCAGGAACUGUAAGGAAAAGAGAAAAUCAAAGGGCCAGGAAAAUUCUUUAAGCUUGGCUGCUUUAGACAAAAGUGAAGGUGAAGUAGUAGCUUCUGAAGAUAAUUUUGAAGAUGAGACUGAAGAUGAUGAUCUGUUUGAAACUGAAUUUAGACAAUAUAAGAGAACAUACUAUAUGACAAAGAUGGGAGUCGAUGUAGUAUCUGAUGAGUUUCUGGCUGAUCAAGCUGCUUGUUAUGUUCAGGCUAUACAGUGGAUCUUACACUAUUACUAUCAUGGAGUCCAAUCCUGGAGCUGGUAUUAUCCCUAUCAUUAUGCACCCUUCCUGUCUGAUAUCCGCAACAUCAGCGCUCUUAAAAUCCAUUUUGAACUGGGGAAACCCUUCAAGCCAUUUGAGCAGCUUCUUGCCGUCCUCCCAUCAGCUAGCAAAAAUUUGCUUCCUACCUGCUACCAGCAUUUGAUGACCAGCGAAGACUCACCAAUUAUAGAAUAUUACCCACCGGAUUUUAAAACUGAUCUAAAUGGGAAACAACAAGAAUGGGAAGCUGUGGUAUUAAUACCCUUUAUUGAUGAGAAACGAUUGUUGGAAGCCAUGGAGACGUGUAAUCACUCCCUCAAAAAGGAAGAAAGGAAAAGAAACCAACACAGUGAAUGUCUAAUGUGCUGGUAUGAUAGAGACACAGAGUUCACCUACUCCUCUCCAUGGCCAGAAAAGUUCCCUGCCAUAGAACGGUGUUGUGCAAGGUAUAAAAUAAUAUCAUUAGACGCUUGGCGUGUAGACAUAAACAAGAACAGAAUAACCAGGGUUGACCAGAAGGCUUUAUAUUUCUGUGGAUUCCCUACUUUGAAACACAUCAAACAUAAAUUUUUUUUGAAGAAAAGUGGUGUUCAAGUAUUCCAGCAGAGUAGUCGUGGUGAGAACAUGAUGUUGGAAAUCUCAGUGGAUGCAGAUUCAGAUGAACUUAGUAUAGAAAACAUCGCCUCAUCGGUGCUUGGAAAGUCGGUCUUUGUGAACUGGCCCCAUCUGGAGGAAGCUAGAGUUGUGGCCGUGUCAGACGGUGAAACUAAGUUUUACUUGGAAGAACCUCCAGGAACACAGAAGGUUUAUUUGGGGAAAACUGCUCCACCAUCUAAAGUCAUUGAACUUUCAGAUAAAGAACAGUCGAACUGGACUAAAGAAAUACAAGGAAUUUCAGAACAAUACCUAAGAAGAAAGGGAAUAGUAAUAAAUGAAACAUCUGCCGUUGUGUAUGCUCAGUUGCUCACAGGUCGUAAAUAUCAAAUCAGUCAGAAUGGUGAAGUUCAUCUGGAAAAACAAUGGUCAAAACAAAUUCUUCCUUUUGUUUAUCAAACUAUUGUUAAGGACAUCCGAGCUUUUGACUCUCGUUUCUCCAGUAUCAAAACAUUGGAUGAUUUGUUUCCUCCAAGAAGUAUGGUCUUUAUGCUGGGAACUCCUUAUUAUGGCUGCACUGGAGAAGUUCAGGAAUCAGGUGACGUGAUUACAGAAGGUAGGAUUCGUGUGGUUUUCAGCAUUCCAUGUGAGCCAAACCUUGAUGCUUUAAUACAGAACCAGCAUAAAUACUCUAUAAAGUACAACCCAGGAUAUGUGUUGGCCGGUCGCCUUGGAGUGAGUGGAUACCUUGUUUCAAGGUUUACAGGAAGUAUUUUUAUUGGAAGAGGAUCUAGGAGAAACCCUCAUGGAGACCAUAAAGCAAAUGUGGGUUUAAAUCUCAAAUUCAACAAGAAAAACGAGGAAGUCCCUGGCUAUACAAAGAAAGUUGGGAGUGAGUGGAUGUACUCAUCGGCCGCAGAGCAGCUUCUGGCAGAGUACAUGGAAAGAGCACCAGAACUGUUUAGUUAUAUAGCCAAAAACAGCCAAGAGGAUGUGUUCUAUGAGGAUGACAUCUGGCCUGGGGAAAAUGAGAAUGGCGCUGAGAAGGUUCAGGAAAUUAUCACUUGGCUAAAAGGACAUCCUGUCAGCACUCUGUCCCGCUCUUCUUGUGAUUUACACAUUCUGGAUGCAGCCAUUGUUGAAAAAAUUGAGGAAGAAGUUGAGAAGUACAAGCAAAGAAAGAGUAAUAAGAAAGUACGUGUGACAGUGAAGCCCCACCUGCUGUACAGACCCUUAGAGCAGCAGCAUGGAGUCAUCCCUGACCGGGAUGCAGAGUUCCGUCUGUUUGAUCGUGUCGUGAACGUGAGAGAGAACUUCUCAGUGCCAGUCGGCCUCCGGGGCACCAUCAUUGGAAUUAAAGGAGCUAGUAGAGAAGCUGACGUGCUGUUUGAAGUAUUAUUUGAUGAGGAAUUUCCUGGAGGCUUAACAAUAAGGUGCUCACCUGGUAGGGGUUACCGACUGCCAACAAGUGCCUUGGUGAACCUUUCUCAUGGGAGCCGAUCCGAAACUGGAAAUCAGAAGUUGACAGCCAUUGUGAAGCCACAGCCUGCUGUGAAUUACUGCAGCUCAAACUCAUCGGCUGCAUCUGGGCACUUGGGAGGCCUCAGCCAUUCUCCUCAGUCACUUUUUGUCCCUACUCAAGUACCUGCAAAAGGUGAUGAUGAAUUUUGCAACAUUUGGCAGUCUCUACAAGGAUCUGGAAAAAUCCAACCUUUUCAGUCGACGGUACAAGAGAAGGGUGCUGUUCUACCUCAAGAAAUAAGUCAAGUAGCCCAACCACAUAAAACUGGCUUUAAUGACAACAGUGUUAAAUACCAGCAAAAAACAAAACAUGACCCUCACCGAAAACUUAAGGAAGAAUAUAAGAGUCCUAAAGCUGAGUGCCAGACACAAAAAUUGUCUAAUAAGCAGACUUCUGGAGCCUCUGCCAAAUGUAAUAUUAAACUAUUGAGGAGAAAUGAAAGUCUAGGAGCCUCAGAAGCCCAAAAGGUUGUGACUGGUUACCCAACUGCUAUCGAUAAGCCUCCCUCAGGAAUUGAGAACUUUUUAGCAUCUUUGAAUAUCUCUAAAGAGAGUGAAGUGCAGUCACCUCAUCACGGGGAGCCUCCAAAUGAGGAGCAUCUGUCUCCACAGUCGUUCGCAAUGAAAGGAACACGGAUGCUUAAAGAAAUUCUAAAAAUUGAUAGCCCUGAUACAACAGACAGUAAGAAUGAUGGAAAACAAUUUGAUAAUGAAGUCACUGCUUCUCCCAAUAGAAGAGAUGAGCACGGACUCUUACCACAUCCUGAACCAAGUAAGAAGCUGGCGUGUUUUAUGAACAAGCCUCAUGGUACUAAUGAAUACCAAAAUGUUCCAUCUGUGGAUAAUGUGUGCUGGCCUGGCCACAUCCCUCCUGUGUCCACACCAGUAACCGAACUUGCUCGAAUUUGUUCCCUUGUUGGAAUGCCACAACCAGAUUUCUCCUUCCUGAGAACAACACAGACAAUGACAGUUUGUCAGGUGAAACUUUCCAAUGGUUUACUGGUACAUGGGCCACAGUGCCACUCUGAAAGUGAAGCCAAGGAGAGAGCUGCACUUUUUGCUUUACAACAACUGGGCUCCUUUGGUGUGAAUUAUCCUUUGCCUCCACCAAUAUUCCCCAAUUAUCCAACAGCUGUACCAUCUGGAACCAUUCCUCCCAUUUUUCCCCAACCUGCUGCUAAUAUGAUGCCUUCAUCGCCUCAUCUCUUUGGCUCAGUGCCAUGGAGACCACCACUGCCCGUUGCUGGGAAGGCCUUCCACCAUCCUUCUUAUCCUGGAACCAUGCCCUUGGCUGGAGGAGUGCCAAGUGGGGCGCACAAUCAGUUCAUACCUCUACAGGUUACGAAAAAAAGGGUUGCAAACAGGAAGCAUUUUGAGAAUAAGGAGGCCCAGAGUUCUCAAGCCACACCACUUCAGACUAGCCAGCCAGGAUCUUCUGAAGCCACUCAAGUAAUUCCACAAGAAAGCCCAUCAGCCUCUUUGAAGUGCUCUCAGGAUGCCCAGCCCGUGUCGUCUCAAGUGGACACUGCCGCCCAAGGCCAUGGUGUGUCCCACCAGAAACCAACACCAAGCUCCUCAAGAAGGAAAUCAAGGAAACUGGCCGUCAACUUUAGCGUUCCCAAACCUUCUGAAUAAAUUUGGUACCUGGGAAUUAAUUUCUUUUAUUUCCAUCUACCUUUUUAUAAAUUGAUAUCUAUGUGUCAGAAAUGUGCUAUUUUAGAAUAUGUUUAGAUUGAAUAUUUGUAUUUUUAAGUUAUUAGGCACUUUUCAUGCUAUUUAAGACUAUAUCAAAUUGUGCACUUUAAAUAUGUGCAAUUUGUUGUAUAUCAGUGAUACCUCAAUAAAACUAAAAAAGAUCAAAUUAAAUCUUAUAUUAAAAUAAAUAUCAAAUUGGGCAUGGUAGUUCAUGCCUAUAACCCUCAUGCUUGAGAAGCUGAGACAGGAGGAUUGCCAUAUAUUUAAGGUUAGCCAAGACUUCAUAAUGAGUCCCUGGCCAGCCUGAAACCUUGCUUCAAAACCAAAAAUAUAAAGUAGAUAUCAGUGGGCUAAAUGUUAAAAUGUACCACUCUAACUAACCAUUGGCUUCCUCAUUAGAAACAUCCUUGACCUAUAAAUUAGUCAUCAUAUUAUCAUAAUUAUAAGCUUUUUUACACUAUUAUUGAGGGAUAGUUAAAUGCAGCAUGAAUUAGGCAUCCUAAUUUCCUAAGUAUGGGUUUUACUUCUCUUUAAUGAUGUGGCAACGUGGCUGGGAGAAUGGUCCUUGCUCCAUCAUCACAUGAGUCUGUUGCCAGAGGCGGUCCCAGGAUGCCCUGGAGCCAGCGUGCUGGACCUGGAGCCAGCGUGGAGCCAGCGCACUGACUGGUGCUGCCAGCGUUGCUCUGUUCUAAACCUGUACCAAAGCAGCUCUAGAAAACCCUCCAAUCAUCCGUAUGGCUGCUUCGAACUCGGAAUAGCAAUCGAGAGUUGAGAAAUGACUUUUUUUUUUUAGAUUAUUCAAAAACCAGCAUUAAGAAUUUUUAAUAAAAUUAAGUUUCACAAUCUCCAGGGUACAAUGGUUACAAAUCAGUCUUCAAAUAGAGUACAGUGCAAAGUAUUAAUCACUUCAUUCUUGCUUAGGCUUCUUGGCUUUUGUUUGUCUUGAGAUGGGGUCUUGCUGUGUCGUGCUGGCUGGCCUAGUACCCAUGGCAGUCCUCCAGGCUCUGGGAUUCCAGCCGUGCAUCAGCACACCCACUUCUGUGACUUCUUCCCUGCUUACUUCAUGUAUGUGAAAGCUCAUCGGGGUCCAUGUGUAGAGCUUCCCUGGACUGACAAGAUUUUAAACUUUUUAAAAAUUCCAAGGUGUUUGUGUGUACGUUAUUUCCUGCCUGGCCCAUAAGUUGUGCGUUUUGGUACUUGCUGAGCUGCUCAGUGAUGCCACAUCCGUCUCUGCAUGUCGCUCAUGUCUGUUGUUCAUAUGAAAUGAUUUGGAUUUUAUGAAAUUUCUCAAUGACUUCAGGACCCACAUUUGUAUAUGGACAUAUAUUUAUCUUGUAGUUUUGUGAUAUGUUUAUAUUUUUAAGGAUAAAAUGAUCAUACUUUUUAAAAAGUAGGAACCAGUCUCUGUAUGGAGCUGCCGAUUGCUGUGUGUAAUUUCAUUAGGUCUCUGCAAACUCUGCCAUGCGUCCCUACUGCUUUUGAAAAUGCUGGUGGUGAACUGAGUUCCUUUCUCUGCUGAUUCCAGUGUUUCUCUAAAUGAGGGCAGGAUAUAUGUAUACUAGUGCCUUUAGUAUAAAAGGUAAAUGAUCGUUUCCUUCACUGUCUGUGCUCAUGUGACUUUCUGUUACUGCUUGUCCGUGCCCAGCACUUCCUCACAUGCAGGAAGCCUGGGGUAAGGCUCAGGACAUCCUCGGUGUUCUCUCAAACUCACCCUUUGCAGGCGCAGGGGAAUGCUCGGAUAUGGCGCUGUUGUGAUAGCCCCUUCCAAGAAUCCCACUCAGAUUUUUUCUACAUUCACUUACUCCUGUAUGAUGGUGCAGAGCACAGAGAAAGGAUCCCUUUGGAAAAUCGCCUGAGAGAUUUUAGGCAACACAGUGCCGUUGAACCUGUAAAAGUAGUUCUCUAAAAUUUGAGCACAAGCUAGUAAUUCUAUAUGGAGAGCCAGUAAGAAUAUUUGACCUUCCUUUUAAAAACAAAAAUAAAAAUGCUAAGAGUCAAACUUAAAGAGAAUAUAAAAUAAGAGAGGAUUGUGUAUUGGCAGAUAGGCAGUAUGAUGUAUUUUCUGCCCCCUCCCCCAAAGUCCUGUUCUCAACACAGCUCUGACGUCUAGGGCAGGUGCAGCCUCUGGAAGAUGUAGGGCAUGCCUGUCCUGACAGCUGAGCAGCUAUGAGGACACGGGAUCUAGCACAUCUCUUCAACAGCUGCACUGUGGGACCCAUACAGCUUCUACCCUCAAGAUUCGAAAAUACGCUUAGAUGGCUGUUGAAUCUAAGAAUUUUGGUGAAAAUGGUGAACUCUGGUCACAAAAAAAAAAAGGUUCUCCCUGACUGUGUUCAUGUAACUAGAAAAGUUAUUUGAUUAAACCUUCCCCUCCUUACUGGAAGCUGUUGCUAAUAUCCUUAUUCAACAAGUCUUUUUUAUGCAAAUUAAGUUAAUUUAAAGAUGGAUCCUUUUAAUCAUUGCUUCUUUUCACAAUUCUGUGUGUUACUUGGUCACUACCCUAGUUUUAAAAUUUGUCAGAUAAAAUGCAUGAAUUGACUCAAACAACUUCAUAGACUAAAGGCUUAGACAUCUAAACCUCGGUUGUGUCGGCAGAUUCUGUCCUCUGAAUCAGUUUCAGUUUGAGAUCUUCCCUGGCUGAGAAUGGUACCCAGCACAUCGUUAAUCCCGGCUCUCUGGAAGCUGCAGCAGAACUAAAUCCCAAGCAAGCCUGGGCUGUGGAGAUAGAUGCUGCCCAGAGCAGUAAGUAAUGAAGACUGCGGCUGGUCCCCUCCUUCCCCCGGUGGACAGAAUUAAGAGUACGACGGCCAUUUUCCUGUCACUAUUUCCCUUAGUGUUUAGACAGUACUAGGUUCUUGGUUCUCAGAGGAGGAGGCACAGAGAGGGAGAUAGGUAAUAUCCAGUAGUAUUUGCACACUUUGAUGUACUUUUUUUUCGGGGGGAGGGGGAGUUCCAGACAAGGUUUCUCUGUGUAGCCCUAGCUGUCCUGGAACUAGCUGUGUAGAUCAGGCGGGCCUGGAACUCACAGAGAUCCACCUGCCUCUGCCUCCCCAGUGCUGGGAUUAAAGAUGUGCACCACCACCGUCCCAAUGUACUUUUUUAUCUCAAGGAAAUAAGCUAUAGGGUUAUUUUAUUUACUCUUAUUUUAUGUGCCUGUUCUCUUUGUAUCAACAAAUAUUUUUUUCAUACUGGUUAUUUAGUUUUCUCCGUAUAUGACAGAACUCCAUGGCUCUUCACUAAAGGUAGCUCUCACACUCUUCUCUGCUAUAUUUCUUUGUACCCUCUUGCUUCCAGACUUUUCUUUUACUAUAGAAGAGAAUCUAUUAGAAAUUAUUAUGAGACGUAUAUCUUUUUUAAAAAAAUCUGUCACCAAAAAAAAUCAUUAUUUUCUUUAAAGAUUGUGAGCCUUCUACAUUUGUUUUUCAAUAAAGUGGUGUUUUUUUGCAGGCACUUCUUUUGCUAUCAAAAAAAAAUAAAGGUUAAAUUUUUAGUGUUUUUCAGACUGACAAUUCGUAUUCUCGUUAGACAUCCUUAUUUUCUGUCAGGCCAGAAAGAGACAAUCAGAGGGACAGCGGCUCUCCAGUGACGGGAGAACAGACAAGCAGGCUUAGUGCGACAGAACUGGACUUUUUUUGGAAGAGAGGACAGGAGGGGAAAGAGUUCAAAUGGCAAGAAUGUUAGAAUCACUGUGUCUGUGGGUAAAAUCUCCCUGCUCUUAGUGAUUGCUGAAGAGACUGCUUUCCAGGAGAUUGUAUUUUUUAAUCUUGAAACCUGUAGAAGUUUAUUUUCCCACCACUUGGCCCAUUGCAACCAAUUAUGACAGCAAAAGAUGGUCUGUGUAGCUGCUUAGGGUUAGAUGCCACGUUCUCAUUCUGAUUCUCUCAGAAUGAUAGGGGGAGAAUCUGCUCCACAGCCUGCUUUAAGUGCUUGCUCCCUUGGGCUCCCUCGGGCUCCCUCUUUCCUCCCCCUCCACUCCAUCCCUCUCCCCUCCUCGCCCCUACUGCAUAGCCCUUUCAGUCCCCCAGCCUCCACCUCCUAAAUUCUGAGGUUACAGUAUGGUUCCAUGCCCAGUGUGCUUUAAGUACUAUUAAUCCUGCCUUUCCUUUACAGUUACAGGUACGUGUGUGUGCGUGUGUGUGUGUGAUGUUUCAAGACAGGAAUUCUCUGUGUACCCUUGGCUGUCCUAGAACUCACUCUGUAGACCAGGCUGGCCUCGAACUCACAGAGAUCCGCCUGCCUCUGCCUCCCAAGUGCUGGGAUUAAAGGUGUGGACCACCACCACACAGCUGGAUUUUAAUUUUUAACUUUUUUAGGGGUGGGGGUGGUUCAAAUAUUUUAUAUUUCCUUCUUCCUAAACAUUACUUUGAGUGUUUUCAUUUAACACUUGAAUAGUCAGUGGUGUGCUGUGUAUCAAAGUGUUCAGCAUUUUCCUCAUUAAACUGCGGUUCAUACACAUCUAUCUUCCUUGGCUUCUUCCUCGUGUAACUAUUUUGUAAGUAACUGGAAUUUUUGAUUAGAUCUUAGAGCAGUAUUUUAUUAAAAAUUCCAAAGGGAAGACUUCUUUAUGCCCAUUUUGUAAUUUUUAUUUUAAAUAUCUUUACACUGUAUGUCAACUUUAUCUAAAGUGUUUUAAACUUACCUGGGAUGGAUUCCAAGUGUAUUGUUAUGUUGUACAUUUGUAAAUUCAUAGCACGAAUUUAACCUCAAAGUGUUGUGCAAAGGGAUUUCAACAUGCAGCGGUCACUAAAGGUCUGGACGUGUACGUGUUAAAUGUGCUGCGGUUUGAUUAAAGACUGAAUGGUGGCGUA
Microtus oregoni (creeping vole) is the source of this 10100-nucleotide messenger RNA. RefSeq names its product 5'-3' exoribonuclease 1 (gene Xrn1). NCBI's taxonomy places the organism in Eukaryota, Metazoa, Chordata, Mammalia, Rodentia, Cricetidae. The transcript is spliced from 42 exons. Gene Ontology annotation, biological process: rRNA catabolic process; nuclear-transcribed mRNA catabolic process. Gene Ontology annotation, cellular component: nucleus. The record is from RefSeq and is a predicted model, not a curated record. Gene Ontology annotation, molecular function: RNA binding; 5'-3' RNA exonuclease activity. Bases 46 to 5232 code for a protein of 1728 amino acids.